AUGGAGACAACCUUAUCCCCUUUGCCAAAUGCUGUGAGGAAACAGCCAGACCCUAGCCUACCUUCUUCUCACCCCAGGUAUUCCAGGGUGGUCAGCCGACCUCCACCUGCCAGCUUACCUUCCCAGAGCCUCAGGCUGAUGACCCAGAGUUACAGAGACAUCUUCUGGGACAGCCUUAGUCAAAGGCCCAGCCCCACCUGGAUGGAAGAACAGUACAUCCCACCCCUGCUGGGCCUCCCACCUCUGGAGAUGCUUUGCAGAAGAAAGAGGAGGCAGCCAUAUUUGACAGGAAUGCAGCAGGGACCUGGGGGCAUCCCAGCCCGAGUAAGGGCUGUCACUUACCACCUAGAGGAUCUAAAGAGGCGACAGAGAAUCAUCAAUGAACUAAAGAAGGCCCAGUGGGGCAGCUCUGGGGCUGCAUCUGAGCCCCUGCUGUCUGGCGAAGUGGGCUGUAGAUUCCCCAGCACCACUGAACACCCUGAUCUGGAAGAGGAGAGGGCAACCUAUCCACAGGAAGAAGAUCACUUUCUCCCUCCUGGCAGGGCCCAGCUGCUUUGGUCCCCCUGGAAUCCCCUGGUCCAGGAAGGAUCUUGUCUCUCCAGGCAGUUGAGCUCUCUACCCCACUACAGCACUGUCACAGACAGUAAGAACCCCCUUUACUGUCCCUGGGGAAUGGAGUUGCAGCCUGAGGAGUAA
Messenger RNA from Phyllostomus hastatus (greater spear-nosed bat), 696 nucleotides. It is a transcript of the gene INCA1, whose product is annotated as inhibitor of CDK, cyclin A1 interacting protein 1. The transcript has 6 exons. The record is from RefSeq and is a predicted model, not a curated record. The coding region runs from base 1 to 696 and encodes 231 amino acids. Gene Ontology annotation, cellular component: cytoplasm. Gene Ontology annotation, biological process: negative regulation of cell population proliferation; negative regulation of cyclin-dependent protein serine/threonine kinase activity. NCBI's taxonomy places the organism in Eukaryota, Metazoa, Chordata, Mammalia, Chiroptera, Phyllostomidae. Gene Ontology annotation, molecular function: cyclin-dependent protein serine/threonine kinase inhibitor activity; cyclin binding.